Phytophthora nicotianae INRA-310 is the source of this 288-nucleotide messenger RNA. RefSeq lists its product as hypothetical. The transcript is spliced from 2 exons. NCBI's taxonomy places the organism in Eukaryota, Oomycota, Peronosporomycetes, Peronosporales, Peronosporaceae. Bases 1 to 288 code for a protein of 95 amino acids. The record is from RefSeq and is a predicted model, not a curated record.
AUGGCGACUGGUGCGCUGCGGAAGGGUGUAGAACCAAGGGAGUUGUUCGAUAUGGUCAUGGGCCAAGCUCAGGAAACUGAGAAGGACUCAGGUCUAAGCGCGUUAUGUGCUGAGAAAGCGAGCGAAAAUCGUGACGACAUCCUUAGUGAAGAGAAUCCGGAGUUUGCUCCGGGAUGCUGGUUUGGACUCACCAGCGAAGAAGUUAAAGCUACCGAGAAGGCUGCAUUUGAAGGAGAGCUGGCAGAGCGGAUGCAGGAGUUGGGUCAACAACUGCACGCCACUGUUUAG